CCACCGGUUAAGGGUGAGGAAGGCAGUGCCGUCUUCGAUUCGACUGUUUCAUUUGCCGACAUGGCGUGGCUGGCGGUGUUCGGUGGCCUGGCUGUGCUGCUGCUGGUGGCGGCAUGGGCGGUGAGGAUGCUGGACUGGGCGCUGUGGCGGCCGCGGCGGAUGGAGCAGUCGUUCCGGGCGCAGGGGCUCAAGGGCUCCACCUAUCGGCCCCUCAGCGGCGACCUCAAGGACAUGGCGCGGCUGGCCGAGGAGGCACGCGCCAAGCCCAUGCCCGCCUUCUCCCACGCUAUCUUUCCCCGCGUCAUGCCCCUGUUCCAGCGCGUCAUCGAGACCUACGGGAAUGACAACAAAGUGACGUUCCACUGGAUGGGACCGCUUCCCAGAGCGCUGAUCGUGGAUCCUGAUCAAGCGAGGGAGGUUUUGGCCAACAAGACCGGCGAGAUCGGGAAGGCGAGAGCCACCUACCUGGUGAGGUACUUCAUUCGAGGCUUGCUGGGUUAUGAAGGCGACAAAUGGGCCCAACACCGCAAGAUUUUGAACCCCGCUUUCCACAUGGAGAAACUAAAGGGCAUGUUGCCGGCCUUCGCUGCUUGCAGCGAGGACCUGGUCGACCAGUGGGAGAAGAUGGCGGCGACAGGGAAAGAGGUAGAUGUUUGCGUUGAGCUUCAGAGCUUCACCGGAGAUGUCAUUUCUCGCACUGCUUUUGGUAGUAAUUUCGAGGAAGGAAGAAAAGUUUUCCGGCUUCAGGAUGAGCAAGCUCUGCUCGUUGCCACUACUCUGCCAUAUGCACAUAUCCCAGGUUACAGGUUUCUGCCCACCCGAAACAACAAUAGAUUGGAAUCGAUCGACAAAGAGGUGCGACAAAUUUUACUGGGCAUAAUCAAGAAGAGAGAGGAGAGUAUGAAAUCGAGCAAAGGAAACAACGAUGACCUUCUUGGCUUGUUGAUGGAGUCCAAUCUGCAACACCUCCGGGAGCACGGGAAGGCCGGGAUGACCACCGAAGAGGUGGUGGAAGAAUGCAAGCUGUUCUACUUCGCAGGCCAAGAGACGACGUCGCUGUUGCUGACAUGGACGAUGGUGGCGCUGAGCAUGCAUCAAGAUUGGCAAGAACGAACACGGCAAGAGGUUCUGCAAGUUUUCGGAAAAGAGAAGCCGACUUUUGAUGGAUUGAGCCAGUUGAAGACCAUGACGAUGGUUCUGUACGAGGUUCUGAGGCUGUACCCGCCGGCGAUCGGCAUCCAGCGGCAGGUCUUGAAGACCAUCAAAAUUGGGAACGUAGUCUACCCUCCCGGCGCACUGCUCUUCUUGUCCUUCAUCCAGAUGCACCACGACCCGGACUUCUGGGGCAAAGACGCGGACGAGUUCAAGCCGGAGAGGUUCGCUCAGGGCGUGUCCAAGGCGUCGGCGAAGAACGCGUUCUUCCCCUUCGGCGCCGGCCACCGGAUCUGCAUCGGCCAGAACUUUGCUCUGGUGGAAGCCAAGUUGGUGCUGUGCUUGAUCCUUCAACGCUUCUCGUUUGAGCUGUCGCCGUCGUACACUCACGCGCCGCACACAAUUCUCACCCUCAAGCCUCAACAUGGUGCUCCGAUCAGGCUGCGCAGGCUGUGAGUCCAAUGCAUAGUAAUGAAGACAAAAAUAAUAAUGGAGGAUGCUAAUCAUUAAAAAAACAUCAUUUUUCCCCAGCAUCUCCCAGCAAAUAAGACAUGUUUCUUUUUAGUCAAAGUGUGUUAACAGUCGUUAAGCAUAUGACAUCACCAAACCAUGGGAAAAUUUUCCUUUUUCCCUACAAAUUAAAUCAAUUCUCACGCACGUGCACACCAUGCACUGUCAAUAUUUUCUUAAGAUGAUUCAUUCAUUUUUAGCAUCCUUG
Messenger RNA from Zingiber officinale, 1870 nucleotides. RefSeq names its product cytochrome P450 CYP72A219-like. The record is from RefSeq and is a predicted model, not a curated record. The coding region runs from base 61 to 1608 and encodes 515 amino acids. NCBI's taxonomy places the organism in Eukaryota, Viridiplantae, Streptophyta, Magnoliopsida, Zingiberales, Zingiberaceae. The transcript is spliced from 5 exons. Gene Ontology annotation, molecular function: iron ion binding; heme binding; oxidoreductase activity, acting on paired donors, with incorporation or reduction of molecular oxygen.